Messenger RNA from Cricetulus griseus (Chinese hamster), 1242 nucleotides. NCBI's taxonomy places the organism in Eukaryota, Metazoa, Chordata, Mammalia, Rodentia, Cricetidae. The record is from RefSeq and is a predicted model, not a curated record.
AUGAAUAAUACUGCAGCUAGCCCGAUGUCUACUGCCACUUCAAGCAGCGGAAGAAAUACAGGGAAGGCUAUAAGCUUUGCUGGAGAAUUGCAGAGCAUGAUGUUUUCUUUAGGUGAUGCUAGGAGGCCUCUCCAUGAAACAGCAGUUUUGGUAGAAGAUGUGGUUCACACACAACUAAUUAACCUGUUACAGCAAGCUGCAGAAGUCUCUCAGCUGCGGGGAGCAAGGGUGAUCUCUGCUGAAGAUCUUCUGUUCUUGAUGAGAAAAGAUAAGAAAAAGCUUAGAAGACUUCUAAAAUACAUGUUUAUCCGAGACUACAAGUCAAAGAUCAUCAAAGGCAUUGAUGAGGAUGACCUACUGGAAGAAAAACUGAGUGGCAGCAGCAGUACAAACAAGAGACAGAAAAUCGCUCAGGAUUUGAUCAACUCUAUCGACCAGACAGGAGAGCUUCUGGCAAUGUUUGAGGACAACGAACUUGAUGAUGUUAAACAGGAAAGAAUGGAGAGAGCAGAAAGACAGACUCGAACUAUGGAUUCAGCUCAAUAUGCAGAAUUCUGUGAAAGCCGACAGCUAAGCUUCUCCAAAAAAGCUUCCAAAUUUCGAGACUGGCUGGACUGCGGCAGUAUGGAGAUAAAGCCCAAUGUUAUAGCUAUGGAAAUUCUGGCAUAUUUAGCAUAUGAAACAGUGGCACAGUUAGUGGAUCUGGCUCUUCUUGUAAGACAGGAUAUGGUAUCCAAGGCAGGGGACCCCUUCAGCCAUGCCAUUUCUGCAACCUUCAUUCAGUAUCACAACUCUGCUGAGGGGGCCUGUUUGAAGUCCUGCCCAGACUCUCCUGAGAACACACCGCCUCCUACACCAACAGCUCCCUCUUCUGGAUCACAGCAUUCCUCGAGAGCCACAUCUGGGUCCUUGGGGAAUGGGAGUACAGGACAAGACUCUACUAAAAGCAAACAGAGAAAGAGGAAAAAGAGCACUGCGGCCUGUGGUGUUGAGGCUCACAGCGAUGCCAUCCAGCCCUGCCACAUCAGAGAAGCCAUUCGACGCUACGGCCACAAGAUUGGCCCUCUUUCCCCAUUCACAAUUCCUUUGUCUUUGACAGAGUGCCUACCGAAGGAGUGGGAUGGCUUUCCUGGCCUGCUGAGGGGACCAUGGCUGUGCCUGCUACAAGAGAGAAAAUGGUGCACCGAGGUCAUUCUUCCCUGCCCUGGCUGAAAAUAAAAUAUGAGUUUACCUUCUCCUGCC